Molecule: messenger RNA, 900 nt
Organism: Zootoca vivipara (common lizard)
Lineage: Eukaryota; Metazoa; Chordata; Lepidosauria; Squamata; Lacertidae
Gene: UBL5
Product: ubiquitin like 5
Biological process (GO): protein modification process
Molecular function (GO): protein binding
Source: RefSeq, a predicted model, not a curated record
UCGGGGGCGGCAAGCGGGGAUACUCCGGGGCCCGAGACACGAGACACGAGACCCGAGACCGGGCCGCCUCUGGCCCUGCUGGCUGGGGAAGGUGGGGGCUGGAAGGCAACCCCCGCGGAUGCUCUGCACCUGGAAAGAGCUCGGCGCCGCCAGUGCCGCCUCCGAGACGCGGGCUCUCCCGGGGCCUCCAAGACGCUGCGCUGAGUUGGUCACGUGUCCCGGAAUGGCUGCUUAAAAACAAAAGCUUGGUCUGCACACAUGAGUCUCUUGCGUCGAGGGGCAGAGGCCUCUUUUCUCUGGUGGACAUGCAUGCAAAUGCCAAUACCCUGAAAAACCAGCCUUUAUUUUGUAUGCUUCCGGUGCGGUUCAUUUCCAGCUGUUUGAGCCUCAGAAGGCAGGAGGCCAAAGGUCUCCUUGCUCAGCAGUUUCUUGGGGUUGUUCUGGUACCUGAUCGGGAUGAUUGAAGUGGUUUGCAACGAUCGGCUGGGCAAGAAAGUGAGAGUGAAGUGCAACUCUGACGACACCAUUAGGGACUUGAAAAAGCUCAUUGCUGCGCAGACUGGCACGCGGUGGGACAAGAUCGUGUUGAAGAAAUGGUAUACAAUUUUCAAGGACCAUGUUUCAUUGGCAGACUAUGAAAUUCACGAUGGCAUGAACCUAGAACUAUAUUAUCAGUAGCUUCAUUGUGGCAGAUGCUGCCUUUUCUAUGUCUGUUUUUUUCAUUCUUUGUUUCUUAUUUGACAAACUCUUUAUUAUUUGGUUGCAUGAGGUUCAGUUAAGAGUAUUUUAUUCCUGAGCGCAAUAUAACAGGAAUGAAUACCGGGGAACUUGUAUUCAGACUGUCUUUUAUUGUUUUGGUUUUUUUUAGAAUCUUUAUAAUAAACGUGACCUGAUAUGUGA